GAAUCCAUUCGCAAAGCGUUGCCGAGCUAAAAAGGACAGUCCGUCAUCUUAAAUGCGACUUCCCGUCGCUUGCCAGGCCGCAGGCGAUCUGCAUCUCCAUGGCCAUCUUUCAGCAUGGUGCCAAGAAUAUGCAAGUCUUCCAGUCGAGGCACAAGGAGCAUCUGGCAGAGGCUCGGCAGGGGACCGACGACGAGAACGACAAGCAGGCACGGCAAGCACGACGCACAGCACAAAACACGGCGUCAAACAAGGAGCAAGACGACAAUAAUGAUACAGAACCCGCCCAACCACGCCGUACGGGCAAACGCAGCCAGCCAAUGACGGCCAAAGCUCAGCUACUACAGACUGCAGCAAAUGACAAAGACUACUGCGCCGCCACUUCUGGCGAGUUGGAACAAGCAUGGAAGCGUAGCAAGCGUGCAAGGUACCAUGCACAACAAUUGAAGGGAGUACAUAAAUCCAGGCUCGCCAUAUGCAGCCUGCUGCAUGCUGGUCAUCAGCGAUCGCCGGUCAUUGAUCGCUGAUCACCAGUUUACUACGCGUCAUCAACGCCUGUUUGUCACGAGCGCCAUAAUCGAUCGUUGUCGCCCGCUCAUCUCACCG
Molecule: messenger RNA, 603 nt
Organism: Protomyces lactucae-debilis
Lineage: Eukaryota; Fungi; Ascomycota; Taphrinomycetes; Taphrinales; Protomycetaceae
Exons: 4
Coding region: 99-524 (141 amino acids)
Source: RefSeq, a predicted model, not a curated record